AGUUGAUGGCAGAGACUACUUACGACACAAACUUCCACUUGUCUGACGUCAGGGAAUCUUGAGGGCGUUAGGAAACGUCGUUAGGAAGUUCACAGUGAGCACCCGAGUUCCUCCUCUCUCCUAAACUCAGCAUAGGUACAGCUGUGGAAGUAUAGGCGCCUCGUUAGGGCCCGGUAGCCAUGGGCACUGGCCACGGGCCGUCAUGGUUCUCGCCCGACUUUCCAACCCUCGCCGCGAAACGAGACCCUUUUCCAGGUGUUGAGCACUGGCAGACGACGUAUGUCCGAUAUACGCUUUCGAAAACGGCGCAUGCAAAGGUCUGGGAUGCAGAGACAUGUCGGUGGAAUCUACAUAGCCAGGGGCUCAAUGAGCAUCCUUUACUUGGGCACGCCAACUUGCCCGAGAGCAUCAACAUGCGCAUCAUCGAAGCUCCUGCGGAGUUUGCGCUUCCGGUUAAGCAAGACAGGCGCCUACUUCCCUGCUUCAAGGUUCGGUUGGAGGUGAAGCACCGGGGAGCUGUCUCCCUGCCAGUCACCCUUCGGGCGCAUGUCAUGUCAGAGCAGGACAAGGAGCACAUUGCGUCCUGGACGCCCCUGGACGAUGCCUUGGGCGGGGACGAUAAGGGGCAGAAAGCUGUAACUGAGCUCAAGGGCACCUCCCUAAUCCGCUGCAAGUUUGAGGCUGGUGGCAGGAUGGCGCCCUCUGCUGGGGAGUUCCGGAAGGUCAACGGCAGCAGCAAGGAGGCUCUAGGUGCUGCUGCGGCCCCAGCCAGCGCCGGAAGCCUGUCGCCCUCUCUCUUGACCGUCAACUCCGCCGCGCGUGGUAACGACGGCAGCCUCAGCCUCGCAACAGCGUCGCGUGUCGGUGCCGGCGUAUCACCUUCCGCGCCCCAGCCCCAGCAGCCUCAGCAGAUGCUUGACCCAUAUCACACCGGUGCUGCCGCCGUAAGCUCCCCCAGCUUCCAGAGCGCUAACAACCUGGCACGGGAGAUGAGCAGCGGCGCACUGCGGGACACGGGCUCCAGCCAGGAGCCGCUUCCGUUCUCCAGCCUGUUCGCAGCCAACCGUUCCGAGCCGGUGGUGACGCUGGCAUCCAGUGGCCGCAUGAGCGGCACCGGCAACAACCUGGUUGGUUUGGGACCCGGCGGCAUGGCGGUGGGAGUUGAGGGGCUGGGAGGGCACAUGGGGGGUAACCAUGCUGGCGCGGGGAUGCGGCUUGGCGCGGAGGGGGCGCCACGGGAGGCGUUUGACGCCGCCGCGGCUGUGGAGAUGCUGAUGCAGUCCCAGGCGCAGCAGCAGCAGCAGAGCCGCAUGGGCGCUCCGGUGCCUGGUGCGCUGGAUGUUUCGAAUGGCAUGGGGGGCUCGGCGCUCAUGAACGACAUUCAGCGCCAGAUCCAGCAGCGGCAGCAGCUGCACCAACAGCAGCGGCAGCAGCAGCAGCAACAGCAGCAGCAGGGCCAGCAGGUAUGCAACAGCUCCGAUAUCAACGGAAGCGGCGAUUCGGGGAGGCUGUUCACGGCAACUCAGGAUUUCGAAUUCACCAACCUUGAGUUCCUGAAGCCCACUCGCAUGAACAAGGUCUUCAUGGCCUUCAGCGCUUCCAUCCUGGACACCGACCUGCUCUUCGUCGUCUUCAACGUGCCCACCAUCGGCAUCUGCCGAGCGGAACAGCGCGAGAAGGCGUGCAAGAAACUCAACAUUGACUACCGACUUCUUUCGCACUUUGACCAGGGGCCCGAGCGAGUUGCGGCAUUUGCAGUUGCCGAGGCCUUCACGCGCGGAGUGGCAGCAUCAGCACCAGCAGCAGCUGCAACCGCCUCGCCAUCGCUUGAUGUGAACAACGACGUGUCGGUUGCAGCUCAGGAAAGCAUGUCACGGCUGACCGGCAGCAAGCCAGCACCCGUGCAGCUAUCUCCUGUGAUUGGGCAGCAGACUGACCCACGGUUCAUGCAAGCGCCAAGCGCCAGUCCUUCUUCGCAGCUGCUUGGCGCAAAGUACGGACAGCUGCCGGACAUAAAGCCGCUGCACCUCCCAGACACGGGCUACCCACGCAUGCAAGCUACUGGUGCAGCAGCUGCUGCUUCCAUGAACGUUCAGCAAUGCAUGCUUCCCGCGGGCAUGCAUGGUAGCGGGAUGCCUGCUGGCGGGAUGACUAUGAACGGGGGCAUGCACAUGGGCGGGAUGUCUCUUGGCGGCAUGCCCGGAGGAGGGAUGGUUGCUGCAGGCGGCAUGGCCAACGUGGCGAUGCAGCAAAACGGCAUGAUCACCAGCAACGGAAUGGUGGGCGGCUUGGUGGGGAACGGCAUGGGCACCAUGACCAGUCCUGCGCUGGGCAUGAUGCCUCAUCAUGGCGGCGGAAUGACCGCUGGCGGUAUGAUGCAUGGCGGCAUGGCGACCAACGCUGGCAUGGCGACGAACGCCGGCAGAGGUCUGGCGUGCGCGCCCGGCAACACCAUGCCGUCUCAUCAGCUGGGCGGACACAGCAUGGACUUUUACUUCAACGCUGCCGGCAUGCAAAAUGGCGGGAUGCAGGCAUCAAACAUGCAGGCGGGAGGCAUGCAAAACGGCGGGAUGCAACAUGGCGGCAUGGGCGGCGGGUUGACUGGCAUGUCCAGCGGUGGCAGCGGUGUUUUGGGCGGUCACACUGGCUUGGAGCUGAGCCUGGCGGGCAUGGGCGGCGGCAACAGCCGCAAGCGCGACCAAGGGCCGAAGGAGGACGACAACUACCGCUACCAGCCCGUGCAGCCCGCCCCCGAGAUCCCGCCCUACCAAGGCUUCAUUGGCCUCACCUCGAGCGAGGUCGACAUGCUGCUGCCAGCGCCGCACUCGCGCAUGGCCAUGCGGGACUUCAUUGGCGAGGUGUAUGACAGCACAGGGCUGCACCGCAAGCUGACCCAGAUGGAUAUCCAGGCGCUGCUGUCCCAGGCGGGUUUCCCCAUGGACUCCACUCGCGAGCACGACACCAUCUCCCAGCAGCAGUGGGACGAGUUCUGCGGCCAGUUCCGCAGCAUCGUGGCCACCCUGCAGCAGGUUGCCAGCGUGUGGAACUUGGAGGAUCCGGUGGUGAUCAGCGGCUUCGACAUGGACCGCGCCUGCACCGUCAUGGCCCUGGCACACGAGCCCAUCGGCACCUUCAUCUGCCGCUUCAGCCUGUCGCAGCCGGGCUGCCUGGUGCUCACGUGUGUGGUGGGCACCAGCCACCCGCGAGCGGACCCCAUGGGGCUGGUCCAUGCCAUUAUUAAGAUUGAUGACCUGCACGAGCGCCGUGUGGACACCUGGAUCCGAGAUUACACGGGUGCUACCCACCUGCUAGACGUCUACCGUUGCAAGCGCGUAGACAAACGCAAGGUGUUCGCCACAAACUACACACGGCUGCGUGGAUUGGAAGUCGAGGAGGCGCCGCAGUACAACAUCGUGUGAGGUAUUCUGCCGUGAUACCGUACAUUUCAGUACGGUUUCGUUCCGGGAGCUGUUGAGUUGGGCUGGGUUGCAUUGUUGGAUGGCACUGGUGUUGGGCAAGUGCAUGUCCUUCUACGUUGAUUUUGAUCUACGGGUGGUGGGGGAGAGGUGGGGAUAUUAAUGUCCACAGCGCAAUGCAGCGCUAUGACGUGAGAUUUGCGAUGUGGGUCCGGUGGGGGCUAUUGCUAUUCUUCUGCCACGAUUCCCGGUACCCAUGACGUCGUUUGAUCCCCUCGCAACGACUGCCUAUUGAGAAUCCUUAGAUGUUCGUUGUUGUAUGGCGCCGCGGCCGUAUUGCCGUACAUGCUAAUAUAGUGAUCCUUUGUUCCAAAUGUCUGUACGGUUUCAGCCACAUUAAUUAUAUGCGGUGGUCGUACCAGCAUAACAAAGCUUGGAAUCUACUGUAGAAUGGCUUAUGCAGGCAUUGCCUAACUGUGAUCCUUGCUUGGCGCUCCGUGACAUGCAGAAACAUUUGGGCUUCGGGUCAUCCUGUAGAUUGUUGACGCCGACGUGGCCCGUCGCAAGUAUCAGUUGUGGAUGAUUGGUGAUGGUUAUGAAAGUAGUGAGUUUUUUGGCACCUGGAAGUGCACAAGGACGCGCUUAAUUGGAACAAAAUCUUUUCAAUCAGGUUUGACAGAGCGUUUUGGGCCUGUUUACUGUUGCGUGCUGCGGUAUCGUGUAGCCUCAUCAUAAAAUGGGAAGGCCACUAUCUUGUGAGCUUCUGAACUUAAUCAUCUGAGGCGUUGGUUACCCUUGAUGCAUACGUAUAUCCCGGGGGGCUGCCUUCCCAGCUACACUACAAAGGGAUCAAAAUCUUAUGAUCUGCAUGUGAGAGGCUUUGCGCAGGACGAUGUACCUGAGACGUAUGGGUGUUGGGGGUUGGGAUGUUGUUCAUGUCGUGCUGUCUUGCAACAGACCGUAGUUUUUACGACCAUUAUAUUGCUGCUUAUUAGACGGGGUUUGCUAGGUACCUUCUUUAGUGUGCCUAAGGUGGCCUCGGUAGGGUUUGUGUUUGCAACCCCGAACUGAUCUGUAAACAGCGUCAACA
Messenger RNA from Astrephomene gubernaculifera, 4506 nucleotides. The record is from the annotation of a GenBank genome assembly. Lineage: Eukaryota; Viridiplantae; Chlorophyta; Chlorophyceae; Chlamydomonadales; Astrephomenaceae.